CUGGUAUUUACCGAGGAAGGAAGUUGCUGCGGCUGCAUCCGUAUAUUAUCUUCGUUUCUACGGGCGCAAAGAUUUUAAUGCAUCGUUUGGUUGAGAAGCGCAUUUGCGCAGUUCCUCUGCAAAAGAAUAUUUAAGAGUACACACAACACCGGGAGGCUCUGAUGUUCGUAGCACCAGGACAGUCGCCUUGCUUUCUGAAGACAGGCCUGUGAAGAAAUACCCGGACCGAAGUUUCAUCUGAAGCGAGAAGAGUUCCUUACAACCAUGGCGACCAGGAUUGGCUGUGGAAGGAAUCCUGGUGUGAUGUUGUGGAUGAUAAUGAUGACAUUGACACAAGUGAACCUGUGUCAGGCAAAAGCCAUGUUGGAGGACCACGGCUACAAGGGAAUAACUGUGGUCAUCAACCGUGACGUCCCAGAGGACAAAGUUCUCCUCACAAAACUGGAGGAGAGUCUGACUGAAGCAUCUAAAGUGCUCUUACAAACCACACGAGGACAAGUGUAUUUCGAAGAGUUCAUUAUCGUCCUCCCAGAGACUUGGACAAAGAACCCACAGUACGGCAUCGCUAAUAACACUGGAGACAGCACCGAGCAGAUUCUUAUCAGCAGCACCAAGAGUGAAUAUGGCGACGCCCCGUACGUCAAGCAGCCCAGGGGAUGCGGCCAGCCAGGCCUCUUCAUGCACCUCACCCCAUCCUACAUCACAGAUGACUCCAUCAGCGCCAAGUGGGGACCAAGGGGGAAAACCAUUGUGCAUGAGUGGGCACAUCUUCGCUGGGGCAUCUUUGACGAAUAUAUGACAGAGAAAAGAUCCAAGAACCAACAAGAGAAAAAAAGCAAAGCAAAGUGCCCUCGGAAUGUUAAGUUUACCAAGGAGGUGGUCAACUUAGGUAAAGGUGUCAUCAAAACCAAGGUCUUCCCUAGAAACUCUUCCAGCAUACUUUCCAUCAUGUUCACGCAUUACGCGGAAAAGGUGGAGUUUUGUGACAAAUCGACAAAAGAAGGUAACGUUCUUCACAACGUUCUGGCAUCAAACCGCCAAAACAUACACUGUAAUAAGAAAAGCGCCUGGGAGGUGAUGAAGGAGCACAGCGACUUCAAGGAAGAGAGGCAUCCUCUGCCAUUUGAAGAGACUCGGCCCAUUCAGUUCAAGUACGUACAGGUUCUGCCCCGGAGGAGAGUUUUCGUCUUGGACAUUUCGGGUAGCAUGACCGUAGAUCACCGACUUACGAGGAUGAGAAGCUCGGUCAGCGAUAUGAUCCUCAAUAUGUUGGAGGUUAACAGUACUGUGGGAAUCGUGGAGUUCAACAACCUUGCAAGUGUGCGGUCGCAAUGUGUUACCAUAGUAACCAAAGCGGACCGAAAGAGCCUGAUCACAAAGUUACCCACAGAUGCUGGGGGAGGUACGAGUAUAGGGGCAGGUCUUCGCUUGGGACUGGAGGUGUUACACAAAGGAAUGAAUACACCUGCAGGAGGAACCCUUGUCGUUGUCUCUGAUGGCGAAGAAAAUACAGCGCCAUAUGUCAGAGAUAUCCUGCCUGAGAUCCAAAGUAAAUCGGUUGUGGUCGACACGAUCAGCUUGACCAAAGAAGCAUCUUCUGUAAUGAGCCUUAUGUCGAGCAGCACUGGGGGACAAUCUUUCUUUGACUCUGCCAACUAUAAUUCAACAGCCCUUAUAGACAGUCUGGCGGCGAUCGUAACUUCCGGUGGACUGACUCACGAUCCCAGAGUUCCCCUGUUGCUGCACACCGAAGCCGGAACUGUCUCUAUAAACAGUCCGCUGACAGGAGAGUUCUAUGUUGACAAUACUCUGGGUGAGGACACCACAGUGUCCGUCAGCUUCACAAGCACUGUGAAUGUGAGUCUGACAGGGCCGGGCAACCUCACAAUAUCACGUGACACGCAUCCUGGGCUGUACAUCACAGAGGUGGACAAUAUGAUCAUGAUCCAGCUGUCGGAGGUGAUUAAGAACGGCACGUGGUCUUACCGCAUCACAGCUACUCAAGUGGACUCCCAUGUUGUUGUCACCGUACAGUCAAGGGCAAGCAAAGACGGAAGUGAUGUCAUUCAGGUUCUGUCAUGGCUACCGGAAGAACAUAAUCUAGAUUUUGCCCCUGACCAGAAGCUGGCCAUUUACGCGGAGGUCACCCGUGGCCGGUCCUCGGUGCUGAACUCACAGGUCGUCGCCAUCAUUGAGAGGCCGCAGUCUGGACCUCUGCGGAUCGACCUUAGGGACAACGGCGUUGGCUCGGACAUCACUGAGGAUGACGGCAUCUACUCUGCCUACAUUCUGGCUAAAGACCUCUCCGGAGAUGGACGCUAUGGCAUAAAAGUUAAGGUCGAAGGGGUGGAUGGGCUCACAAGUGUGGUGGUCGGUGGACGAGGAGGCUCGAGUGGAGCUUUGGAGGUCGACACUGAUGAAAGUAUCGAGGAGCUGGUCACCGAAGAACUCGGGAGAUUCGAACGCGUGAGGUCAGCUGGGUUGUUUGCUGUGAGUGGCUUCCCCUCCGACAUGACGUCAAUACCAGACGCAAUACCGCCGUCACGCAUCACUGACUUGACGGUUAGUAACGACGAUACUAAAGACGGGGCGGCAGAGCUGGAGUGGACUUCCGUUGGCGGUGACAUGGACAUUGGCACAGCUGCGAAGUACACCUUUUACUUCAUCACAGACCUUGACCUCGUAGACUCUGCAGGGUUCAACGACUCGAUGUGGUCAGAGGUCAACCAAACGUAUCUGAGAGACUUGAGGUCGCCACAACCUGCCGGCAGCCGAGAACGAGUCAACAUCUCCCUGGACCUGCUGGGCGACAACGACACCUUAGUCCUGUGCGUGCGUGCAACGGAUGACGUGGGCAACGCCGGAGAGCUGUCCAACAUCGUUUCGGUCACGAGGGUGCGAGACCCGGAUGUGGUCACGAAGGUGGAAGAUGCGGAAAGCAACACGAAGUUCUAUAUUUUGGUGACUGUCCCUCUGGUUCUUGCUGUCGCCUUGCUCGCCGCUCUAAUUACGGGCCUCGUUCUUGUCGGGUGGCGGUCAGGGAAGCUGAAAUGAACGAAGACGAGGCAGCUGGAGGUAGUAACCAGCUCCGUAUGGAGUACGUUACUGUCACAGAGAUCACUGAAAGGUCCAGGCCUUAUGCACGAGCCUCUUAUGGUCUUUUUAUUGCCUAUGUCAGUGGCGUAGGAAGAUGCUCGGCUGUUGUUGGGGGGAUAGGGAGGGUCAAAAUCCAUUCUGACGGUGAACGGCGUUGCCAUUGUUGUCCCAGGAUCUUUUUGCUCACCUGCCUCCUACGCCACGGUAUUUACACUCAAUGUUACAUAAAAUGUAUUUAAAAAUAUGUAUUCUAAAA
Messenger RNA from Pomacea canaliculata, 3352 nucleotides. Its product is annotated as calcium-activated chloride channel regulator 1-like. NCBI's taxonomy places the organism in Eukaryota, Metazoa, Mollusca, Gastropoda, Architaenioglossa, Ampullariidae. The transcript has 15 exons. Bases 265 to 3054 code for a protein of 929 amino acids. The record is from RefSeq and is a predicted model, not a curated record.